Lacerta agilis (Sand lizard) is the source of this 1104-nucleotide messenger RNA. RefSeq lists its product as uncharacterized. The transcript has 2 exons. Lineage: Eukaryota; Metazoa; Chordata; Lepidosauria; Squamata; Lacertidae. The coding region runs from base 20 to 709 and encodes 229 amino acids. The record is from RefSeq and is a predicted model, not a curated record.
AUCUGGGAAGAAUAAGGAAAUGGAGAAGGAAUCCCAAACUAUGACAUCUAGAUUAAACAAGCAGGAAGAAACUUUGAAAAAACAUGUGGAGGACUGUAAGGACUAUAAGAAAAACUAUGAAAGUACGAAGGAGGAGAUGAUGAAAAUCAGGGAGACCCAGGAAGCUAUCUGGGAUUCUCUGGCAAUGCAAGAGUUAAGGCAGAAUGAUCUGACCUUGAGAGUCAGGGGUCUUAAGGAGUACCAGGACGAAAACGUAGAAAUCACGUUAAUCAAAGGAAUAGCAGAAUGGAUGCAAUUAAAAGAAGAAGACGUCUCAAUAUGCAUAGACAGAGCCUUUAGACUAAGAUCUAAACAAGCAAGAAAUGGCAGUUGGCCUGGAGAUAAAAUUAUGCAACAUAAGAAGCAAGAAAAACCUCGAAUUGAGGGCAAGGAAAUCAUUAUAAUGAGAGAGGUUCCUCCGCGUUUGUUGAGAAAGAGGUCCAAAUAUAAACCAUUGACUGAAGUCCUUAAAAGAAAUAAUAUCCUCUUUAAAUGGGAGUUCCCAGAAGGGAUUUCAUUUACUUACAAACAAAGCAGGAAGAAAUUGACAUCGGAAUUUGAGAUAGAGAAAUUUUGGAGGAAGUAUGAAAAGCAUUUGGGGGGGAGUGUCCUAGGAAAAAAAGGGGAUAAAGAAGAGUCAGACGCUGAGGAAAGUGAGAAAGGAACAUAAUUAAAAUCAAAAUCCUUUCUUUCAACUAGUUCACCUGCCAACUAAUGCCUUAAUAGGAGAUAAGUGUUUUUAACUGUGUUAAUUUGAGUUAUAUUUUUCAUUGUUGUAAUACUUGUUAUGAUAUCUGCCCUUGUUGGGGGAAUUAAAGAUUGAAAAAUAAAUUUGAUAAGAUUAGAGCAAAAUGGAUCUGAAAAUCAUCACUUGGAAUAUUAAUGGAUUAAAUAAUAAGACCAAAAGAAACAGGGUAGAGCAUGUGUUGAGAAAGAAAAGAAUGGAUAUUAUUUGUCUCCAAGAGACACACGUUACAAGAAAGCAUCGCAGAUUAUUGGUUAAUAAAAGACUGGGAGAGGAGUUUAUAUCUUCAGACUCCGUAAAAAAAAGAGGGGUGGUGAUAU